Molecule: messenger RNA, 1503 nt
Organism: Eremomyces bilateralis CBS 781.70
Lineage: Eukaryota; Fungi; Ascomycota; Dothideomycetes; Eremomycetales; Eremomycetaceae
Product: adiponectin receptor protein 1
Exons: 2
Coding region: 1-1503 (500 amino acids)
Cellular component (GO): membrane
Molecular function (GO): signaling receptor activity
Source: RefSeq, a predicted model, not a curated record
AUGACCAUCGCCUGCACUUCGGCGGUGGUGGUGGAGUCGUACGAAGAGCCGGCUUUCGGGACGAGCAGUGCGCUGGAUGCACCGCGACCUAGGGCAAGGAGGAGGAGACAUUCAUCCUACCACCCGAUGCCUUUCGGGAUCGAACCGGAUAACGUUCAGGUUCUAAUCGAUCGCUUCCUCGCCGAACUCAGCCGGCGUCUCGACUUAUUGGAAUGCUACGGGCAAUUGCAGCUGGAUUCCUCCAUUGAACGCGCAUAUUCGACCCUAGUCACGGUCCGCGAUGCAUGCACGGCGACAAUGGACGACUCCCGUCGGCAAGCUCGCAUCCUGGUGGAGACCCUGGAGUCCACCUACCAUGAACGAUAUAAUGAAGCGCUCGCCACCAAGGAGACUCUCGAGGCCAAAGCGCAGGAAGGGGUCCACCUGCUAGAAGGACUACUUGCUGAGUUCGAAUCGCGAGCAUAUGCGGUCCGGAACGCCGGAUUUUCCAUGGUCAACCAGGACCGCGUCGGGGAAGCAUGGCGGCACGUCGAUUCCACGAUGCAGUCGGCUCGGGAGACCGUCGACGAGGGCAUUGCCAAAGCGUGGCGUGCGAAGGAGCACCUGCAGGGGAGCAUCGAGGCGGCCGUCGAACGAGCCCUCACUCUGGCCCGCAGCCACGGUCACAUCACUUACAGCGACUUGCCAGAACCAUGGCGAGUCAACCCGCACAUUCAUGGGGGCUACCGCUUCCACAGCAAGGUGCUGGAAUGCGUACGGUCCACCCUCUCCUUCCACAACGAGCUGGUGAAUAUCUGGUCCCACUUCAUUGGGUUCUUCCUCGUGGCGACCGUGGCACUCUAUUUCUAUCCCCUAUCCAAGGCAUUCCCGCACUCGACCUGGAGCGACGUCGCCGUCGCCUCCAUGUUCUUCCUCGCCGCCACCAAGUGCCUGAUCUGCAGCACCAUCUACCACACCUUUAACUGCAUCAGCUCCCACAAGCUGCUCGCCCGCUUCGCCUGCGUCGACUACACCGGCAUCUCCCUCCUCGUCGCCGCCUCCAUCCUGACCAGCGAGUACACCGCCUUCUACUGCGAGCCCGUCGCCCGCUGGUCGUACAUGCUCUCCACCGCCGUCCUCGGCCUCGCCGGAACCAUCCUCCCCUGGCACCCGACCUUUAACCGCAACGAGCUGGCUUGGGUGCGCGUCCUCUUCUACUCCUCCCUGGCCUGCACAGGGUUUUUUCCCGCCAUCCACAUCGCCCUCACCCGCGGCGCCAGGUGGGCGCUGUAUUUCUACGGGCCGUUGUCCACCAGCCUGGCCGCGUACCUGGCGGGAGCGAUCUUGUACGCGGCGAAGAUCCCGGAGCGAUUCUGGCCGGGCACGUUCGAUUACCUUGGCGCCAGUCAUAAUAUUUGGCAUAUCGCUGUGGUGUGCGGCAUCAUGGCUCACUACGCGGCCAUGGUGGGGUUUUUCGAAAAGGCAUUUCAACGGGUGCAAGAUGGGACCUGCUCAAGUUUCUGA